Molecule: messenger RNA, 495 nt
Organism: Fimicolochytrium jonesii
Lineage: Eukaryota; Fungi; Chytridiomycota; Chytridiomycetes; Spizellomycetales; Powellomycetaceae
Product: large conductance mechanosensitive channel protein
Exons: 3
Biological process (GO): intracellular water homeostasis; monoatomic ion transport
Molecular function (GO): mechanosensitive monoatomic ion channel activity
Source: RefSeq, a predicted model, not a curated record
AGCAAGAGGGGAGUGAGAGCGGCUGGGAGCAUUCUUCAAGAUUUUCGACAUUUCAUUCUUAGAGGCGGAGUGAUCGAUGUGUGCAUCGGCUUCAUAAUAGGCGGCGCGUUUACAACUAUCAUGACUAGCUUCACGCAAGACAUUAUUGGCCCCGUUGUUGGCCUUGCGUUAGGUUCAAACCUGCAGAAUGCGUUUGUGAUGCUAAGAUAUCCCGACUGCGCCGGGCAGAAUGGAACCGACUGCUCGUCGCUGAAAACACCAUCUCAAGUCUAUGCCGCCGGCGGUGUUACUUGGAACUACGGAAACUUUUUCCAAACGCUUUUCAACUUCUUGCUUACGGCGUGGAUACUGUUUUUUAUGGUCAAGGUCUAUUCGGCGGCCAGUAAACAGUUUACCGAUCAUAAGUCCAAAAAGGAUCUCGAAAGGCUUUGUCCUUACUGUUUAAAAAAGGUGCCACUUCUAGCGACACGAUGUUACCAGUGCACCUCCGAUUUG